GACCUUCCCAAGGCCAGCGCCGAGGAGCUUGUGAAAAGUGAUUCAAGCAACAGCUGGAGCAUGAUCCUUUCAAUGCUGGUGAUUUUUCUGUUUGCACUUUUUGGAUUCGAAGAGCUGCUUCGGAAAUUGUUUUCGAUGGUGGCGAACCGUUGGAAAGAAGAAGAAGAAGCCCAGCUGGAAGAAAAACUGCUGCAAGACCAGCCGGUAGGUCCUAGCCAUGUCGCCGUUGAGAAUGUCCAGACCCUCCAGAAUGAGCAGGUCGUAAGGUAUGUCUUGCAGCUGCCUUCGGACGAGCGCUUCGAGAAUGAAAGCGAGCAGUCCGAAGAUGAUGAGAUUCCUCCUGAAGAGUGGUCUCGCUGGAGUAGAUUGAAAAUGGAAGUGCAGAACGAGAACUCGCAGAGAAGGUGGCGCCAGUUUUGCCAAGAACUGGAAUUGAGCUCAAGUGGCAUGGAUAGAAGCGCCCGAACUAUCCUGAGUGAAGAAAGUGUGACCAGUACCAGGUGGAAAAAGUUCACGUCCAUGUUCCUGGUGACCUCCACAACUGGUUUCGAAGAUGAGCAAAUCCGCCAAUGGCACCGAAUGUGGAAUGACAAUUUGAUGUUCCUUGGCAGUGUCAACAAAAGACUCCAACAAGAAAGAGCAAAGCUGCUGGAUCAUGAAGACUUCGAGAAGAUCCGCGAGAAAUACCUGAGUGGCUUGCUGACUGAUCGUUCGUCCCAGACUCCAAUCUCGUAUGACUACCAUGCUCCCAAUUUGAGAGCAAGACAGCUGCCGGCCACUCAGCAUGGCGCGUGGUUGCAGGCCAAUGAACUUGGCUUGCGAUCAUGA
Messenger RNA from Durusdinium trenchii, 828 nucleotides. Lineage: Eukaryota; Dinophyceae; Suessiales; Symbiodiniaceae. The record is from the annotation of a GenBank genome assembly.